UACAGAAGUGCCAACAUCACACGGAGUUCCCAAGCGGUCAACCAUCUAAGUACUAUUCGUGCCCAGCGCUGCGUAACUUUCGUGAUCGGACGAGAAUGAGUGAUUUCAACGCGGUUUGAGCGUUGACGCAAUACAGUAGAGGAUGUAGACUCUUUUACUGUGUUCUUUGCCUUAGAUGAAAAGUUGUUGCUCAUUAUUAAGAUGAUAGUUAAUUUCUUUCCUCUAAUCUUCUUUAAUCUUCUUCAAUAUUUAAUUAGACACUGACCAAAUUCCUUGCCAUACAAACAUCUUUAAAGACAAGUAACAUAUAUUAUUUUAUGAAUUUCAUUUAAAAGAACAUUUAACUGUGAUUAGGAGUAAUGUACUCUUGACAAAAACAAAAUUACAGUUCUAAUGACACAUUUUAAACAGCGUUAAACAAUUCUAACUAAAACUAAAUGUUCGCCGGUACUAGUGCCAUCUACUUAUCAACAUAAAAAAUAUUCGCAGCGUUCAGUACCAGUGGGAUCAAGAGAUGUGUAUCAUCUCCGGAUAGGUUUGGAUUUCGAGAUUUAUUAUGUCUAGUCAACAAACAUAAAACUUCGACGUGGUUACGCGUGUUUUACGUGUACAAGUGGGCGUAUUAACCGACGCGACGUAUCGCGGAAAAGUAUAAUAUCCGCGUAGAAGAAGGAAUGUAGCGUUUUGGGUCAAUAUAUCGUUUGUUGAACGACAGCAAAUUUGCUUCGACGUAUGUCAAAUAAAAUGUUAAGAUUUUUGUCACGACGUAGGGCUCGUAGUGUCAGCGGACAGACUACGUCGUCCCAAAUAAAAAAUCAACGAUUGCUCAGCAAUAAGAAUGUUGUUCAAUGUAGGGUCGUUUUGCUUGAUGGCACGGAUCUACCAAUAGAAUUGUCAAAAAAAGCAUUGGCUAGCGACUUAUAUGAACAAGUGUUUUAUAGUUUAGAUUUAAUAGAGAAAGAUUAUUUUGGAUUGCAAUAUACAGAUAGCAAUAAUGUUCAGCAUUGGCUCGAUCCCACUAAGCCAAUAAAGAAACAAGUAAAAAUUGGACCACCAUAUACUUUACGGCUCAAGGUAAAGUUUUACUCAUCAGAACCUAAUACAUUGCGUGAAGAAUUAACAAGAUACCAGUUUUUCUUGCAAUUAAAACAAGAUGUUUUGGAAGGAAAACUUCAUUGUCCUCACCAAGUUGCUGUGCAAUUGGCUGCCUUAUCUCUUCAAUCUGAACUUGGUGAUUAUGAUCCUGCCAUACAUAGUGCAGCAACAGUAUCAGAAUUUAGAUUUGUACCAGGCCAAACAGAACAAAUGGAGCUUGAAAUACUUGAAGAAUAUGCCAAGUGUUCUGGUCUUAGUCCAGCACAAGCUGAAUCAGCUUAUCUCAGUAAAGCUAAAUGGUUAGAUAUGUAUGGUGUAGAUAUGCAUACCGUUCUUGGUAAAGACGCAUGCGAAUACUCUUUGGGAUUAACGCCAACGGGAAUCUUGGUCUUCGAAGGCACACAAAAAAUAGGCUUGUUCUUUUGGCCCAAGAUUGGUCGGCUAGACUUUAAAAAGAAGAAAUUAACAUUAGUUGUGGUGGAAGAGGAUGACGAAGGGAGAGGAGAACAAGAACAUACGUUUGUGUUCAGACUUGUCAAUGAAAAGGCUUGCAAACAUUUAUGGAAGUGCGCUGUAGAGCAUCAUGCUUUCUUUCGAUUACGUGCACCCGUUAAAGGUGCUAGUGGACGCCAAAAUUUCUUUCGUAUGGGUUCACGUUUUCGUUACAGCGGUAAAACCGAAUUUCAAACCACUCAGUUGAAUAGAGCACGCAGAACAGUACAAUUUGAAAGACGACCAAGUCAAAGAUACGCGCGUCGACAAAGCCAUGUUUUAAGAGAACGUCAACGUCAGCAAGUGGAACAACCGCAACUACCAGCUCCAGUAGUUAACAACGAAGAAGAGUCUUUGCAACGUCAGCCGAGUCAAUGUAGUACAAAAUCGUCAGACUCCAGCGUACAUGCUACGUCUUCACCUUUGGUAGAUUCUUUACUGAAAUCACUGGCCAAAGAUCAGCAACCUUUAGAGCCUAGAAAUCAAACAGCAAUUGCUAACACUGAAAAAGAAACAGAACCUGUGAAAACGAGUUUAAUCAUUGAAAAUAUGACUAAUCAAACAUCGUUAGUGCCAAAUAAUCAAGUUGGUGGUACCUCUUCACUGCCCCCACGUACGCCUAUUCCGCCAGAAUCAUUAAAGUGCAAUAUACUGAAAGCAAAGUCUCUAGAGCAAGGAAAAAAUUCAAAUUUGGUUUCCAUCACGUCUAUGGAUGCAUCUCCAGUUAUUACUAAGAACAAUCAGCAUUCUGAUGCAGCAACAAUUGUAUCUGUGGGUGGAGAUAAAUUGACAUUGUCAGUAAGUGGUGCUAUGAUGACAAAUCCAUCAGCGGAUGACAACGUUACCGUAACGCAUUUUUCUCUAGACAGCUGGGGACAAAUUGAACAAAAAACAACACAACUGAAUCCUAAAGUAUCAAAUCAAUCUCAGAAUCCUUUCAACCCCUUCACUAGCGAUAAUAACAACGAAGUUACUACUGUCUCUGAAAAUACUGAGGAGGAUACAAAAACGGAAGAAGAAAAGAAAGCGAAUACAAACCCGUUUAUAGAUUCGAAUCCGUUUUUGGGUUUGCUUAAUCCUUUUAAAGAAAUACAGCCCACGGUUGAAAAGAAAACUGAAGUGGAAACAGAGAAAAAUGGAGCGAGAGUCGUGAAAACUGAAGAAAUACAAACAACUACUACGACUCUUACUCACAAGGAUGAUAAUUCGGCUGUUUCCGAUAUCAGUCCUUGGCUAGUAGCCGAUCCAUCACAAACAACGACGGCAGAUCAAACUCCAAUUAAACAUACGGUAAUUACGAGGAAGACUGUAAUCACAACGCAACUUUGAAGUAUUAAGUAAUCAACGAAAUAUAUAAAAACGGAUUACAAUUCUAAAAACAAAAAGAGAAAUAUUUAUCAAAUUUGGUCUUCCUUAUAAUAUGUACUGACUUGCUUAAAGUGCCUAUAGGAGUACAAUGUUGCCUAAGUAGGAAAAGAAGUAAUACAAUAAAUGAAAGAAUAAUUUGACAUAUUAUAUCAAUGGGACCAGUCAGCAUUUAUAUUUUUUGCAAAUUACGAAUAAUUUGCAUUUAUGUAAGUAUUUAAUUUUAUAUAAUUUUAAUUCAUAUAAGUACUUAAUUUGAAAAAUUGUAUUAAUUUUUACAAUUUCGAGAAAUAUCAACUGUAUAAAUAUAAUUCCUAAUUAAAAAUUAUUUUUUUUACUUGAAGUAUUUUUCAUACGAGAUUGAUGUUUUGAGUUUGUGCUUCAAGUAAUAUACCAUUUGACAACUGCAUUAGUACUCUUUAAUGCAAGAGAAAUCAUGUAUAGAAAUCAGAUUUUCUAAGUACAGUACCUAUGUCAUAAAAAAAUUAAUAUUUUUUCCAUAUUUCUAUAUCUGCUUUUUAUCAAUAAUUGUUUUACUUUAAUACAUUAUCAAUUCAGUUCUGCCAUGCAAAUUAUUUAUGUGUGUUCUAUAUUUAUUGUUGUAUAACAUAGUCAAUUUUUACAAAGAGUUAAGUGUCCUUAUAUCUUAUUAUACAAUAAGAACACACACACAUUAAAAAGAGGUAAUGUAUGGAGCUCCUACUAAAAAUUAAAUUUAUUGAAUUGACUCAUUUCUCGUCUAAUUGUAUAUUUAUAUAUAAUUGGAAAUAUUUUAUUACUUAGAAUUUAUAAAUGAAUCUGAGUGCCCAGGUGAUAGUCUACUAGAAGUAUUUCAAUACUGGUUAGAUAUUUUCCAUUUGCCAUAGUGCCUUUAAUAACAAUAAUAAAGGAAGAUAUCUUUAUUAAAAUUUAUGCUCAUUCCUAUCAAUUUAUUUUUUAUUUACUAUAAAACGUUUUAUUAUUGAAAAUAACUUUAUUCACGAACAUAUGUACAUUGUUAUAGAUAUAAUUAUUUAAUAAGAGAUGAUCUCUUUUUAUCAAUUUACUUUUAUAAAAAAUUACGAGAAAACGAUAAUACAGUUCAUUUUUCAUAGAAAAGAAUUAUAAUUUAUAUCUGUGUAUCGAUAUUUACGAUACCUUACUUUUUAUCAUAUUAUGUUGUACCGCCAAAAUGUUUUCUCUUCCUCUCAUAGUUUUUAUUGUUUUUGUAAUUAUAAUAUUUGUAACUAACAUAUCAGUAUUUUAUAAAAAAUUGCUUCUUUUAAAUAUGUAAUGCAAUAAACUAAACAAACUUACGAUUCUUGAAAGAGCAAGUAGCGUACAAAUUUUUCUAGAGUGAAAAGAACAAUCUAUGACUAGAUUAAUGGUAAAUAUUAUUUCAUACAUUGAGAUCUGAUAGUUUAUUGUAUUACGAAAGUUGUUAUGCGUAAUGUAUUUAAAAGGCAGCUAUGAAAUAUUAUGUUUAUCAGAAUAUAAGUUAUGAAAAAUAGGACAUGUUUUGAAUUACGCAAAAGGCUGUUAAAGUACUUAUUGUAUUCCAUAUAUGAGCAUUUAUGAAAGUAGAAUAAGGCGCUGUUCGAUGUUCUGUGUAUUUAAAUAUACUAUAUUUAAUAGUAAUAAGCAAAGUACAUAUAAUACUAUUAUUUGAAAAUCUAAUAUAUAUAUUACUUGUGUUUA
Molecule: messenger RNA, 4629 nt
Organism: Bombus terrestris (buff-tailed bumblebee)
Lineage: Eukaryota; Metazoa; Arthropoda; Insecta; Hymenoptera; Apidae
Gene: yrt
Product: band 4.1-like protein 5
Exons: 8
Coding region: 733-2916 (727 amino acids)
Cellular component (GO): cytoskeleton
Molecular function (GO): cytoskeletal protein binding
Source: RefSeq, a predicted model, not a curated record